CCACAUGCAUGCCAGGGCACGGUGCACGGCGAUGGCGACUGAUGGUGACUCAAGACUAGCUGUAGACCAGUCGUGAGUCGUGAGUGCAUGCCAGUCACACUCGCGGCAUUGGUGAUGGGUGACCCAAUUCAUCUGCCUUACAAGCUCCACCGCACCGAUCGACAGCACCGGUCAGCAGCUCGCGAGGAUGUCUCUGCUUCGCGUUUCUUCGAGCUCCAAGCGCUCCGCGCUUGCGCUUAUCCAGACCUACCGAAGCUUCUGCACCACACCCGUGCGCAAGGUGGAGCCUUCAGCUCAAAAGGAUCCUCAGUUGGGCGAUUACCCGGAUUUCGAGCCCGUCAGCAGGCAGUGGAGGAGGUGGAAUCCCAAGUGGUGGGAUCAGCAAGAGAAGCGUAACUUUGGAGAGACUCUGCACGAGUCCGACGACACGCUGUCCGUUUGGGCACCCGACGUUCACAAGAUCAGUGGUCCGUCCGCUCUUUUCCAAUUCAGCAUCGCUGCAGCAUGCAUGGGAGCAUUCGCAGGGUUGGUGUACCUCACAUAUCCCGAGAAACCUGCUAUUCCUAGAGUCUAUCCCGAUGGUGGUCUAGUCAAGGCGCUGGGAGAGGGUCGAAAGAGGGCACCCAUCGAGAGCGACUUCAUCAAAGAGGACGAGGAAGAGGAAGAGUAAUCACUUCACACCUGCCUUCUUUGGCAAUGCAUGAGCACAGAUCCGCCCUUUGUUGAGCGCAUCAAGAUGAGCUUGCCUGGGUUUGAACGUCUAUUGCAAUCCUAGAAAUUUACAGUCUUGUAUAUGGUACAGAAAGGUAAAGGCGGGGCAUUCGUAGCCUCUGGCUUGGGCCUUCACAAUCGAGAUCUUGGGAAUGGUCUUUGCAUCAAUGGCAGCGAUGCAAGAGGG
Ceraceosorus guamensis is the source of this 898-nucleotide messenger RNA. RefSeq lists its product as hypothetical. Bases 188 to 670 code for a protein of 160 amino acids. Lineage: Eukaryota; Fungi; Basidiomycota; Exobasidiomycetes; Ceraceosorales; Ceraceosoraceae. The transcript has 3 exons. The record is from RefSeq and is a predicted model, not a curated record. Gene Ontology annotation, cellular component: mitochondrion.